AUGACUCUGCCAUCCGUCGUUAGUGAUCACGAUGAUUCUGAUUUCGUUCUCCCACCCCAGACAGAUAAAGGCAAGACCGAGACAAGCAUGUCCUUCACUUCCCUCAUGUCUGCUCUUCCCACGGACUGUAUCAUACGGAACUUUUCACGCUUCAAGGGCCUACGGCUUGAAGCUAAGCAGUUACUAAAGUCUCUACAAGAGAAGGGAGAUGGAAACCAGUUCAUCGUUGUCCUCAAUCUAUCGGCCCUAACAAUCAAAAAGCUCGACGAAGAGCAUCAGACUAGUCUGGGGGGCAUUGAGUAUCGUUUCCAAUGGGAGGGGACGACAGGGCUGAUUAAAGUGGUUCCGUCAGAACGCCAUGAUGCAGUGACAAACCAACUCGGUCGAGCAAUCGACAUGAAGCUUACUGCAAUGGGACUAAGGUGGUCAGAGAUGAUCUGGACUGGAACAGCUACAUACAAGCCUACUGUCGGUGUAGGUAAACAGGGAGAUCACGCAUUCCUACCACCAAUUCGCUGCCCCAAUGGGCUUCCAAGUGGGUCAUGGCCGACCUUUGUCAUCGAGACAGGAGUUUCUGAAUCUCUCCCUCGGCUCCGCGAAGACGCUAAGAGAUGGUUCAUAAUUUCCCAGGGUCUGGUGCGCAUUGUCAUUCUUAUCUCGAUUAAGGCGACUGAAGUCACGUUUGAAAAAUGGCAGCUAGCCCCCCCCGGUGCCCCAUCCCCACUCACUCGAGCAUAUCUUGAUUCACUCCGCGCGCAGCUCGUCAAUAUCCCUCCACUUACCAACCAACCGACUCCCACCCAGCAGGCAUACUCAGCGCAGGAGGUCUACGUCCGGCGCAACAAUGUUGUCGGGGCCCCCUUAUGUCUUCCAUUUGUCGCUGUUUACGACCGACUUCCAGGACCAGGAGAACAUGAUCUCCUUCUCAACGUCAAUGAUUUCCUCGAAAUCACUAGAAUCUUAUUCUGA
Molecule: messenger RNA, 969 nt
Organism: Penicillium roqueforti
Lineage: Eukaryota; Fungi; Ascomycota; Eurotiomycetes; Eurotiales; Aspergillaceae
Exons: 1
Coding region: 1-969 (322 amino acids)
Source: RefSeq, a predicted model, not a curated record